CGAGGAAGCACACGAAGCAGGACUCCACCAUGAACGAGGAGUGGAAGAGCAUGUUCGGGUCUCAGGAGCCGGCCUCCACUCAGAUCGCCACGGCAGCUGACGGGCCGGGUAGUCAGGUCAGGAAGAGCGCCGCGACCCCGGCGGUGCCCGUGCUGCAGUCGGUGGUGAGCGGCCCCGCCUACCAGCGCCGCAUCAACACCUGUAAAGCGGAGCUGCAGCAGCUGGUGCAGCAGAAGAGGGAGCAGUGCAGCGCAGAGCGCAUGGCCAAGCAGAUGAUGGAGAGCGCAGAGUGGGAAAGUCGACCGCCGCCUCCCGGGUGGCAUCCUAAAGGGCUGCUGGUCGCACAUCUCCACGAACACAAAGCCGCAGUGAACAGAAUCAGAGUCUCAGACGAACACUCCAUCUUCGCCACAGCGUCCAACGACGGCACCGUCAAAGUCUGGGACAGUCAGAAGAUGGAGGGCAAGACCACGACCACCAGGUCGGUGUUGACGUAUUCUCGUAUCGGCGGCCACGUGAAGACACUGACCUUCUGUCAGGGGUCACAUUAUUUAGCGGUGGCCUCAGACAACGGCUCCAUCCAGCUGCUGGCGGUCGAAGCCAAUAAACCUCCCAAAUCCCCCAAAGUUCAGCCGUUCCAGACCAGGUCUCUGGACCUGCAGGAGGACGGCUGCGCGGUCGACAUCCAUCAUUUUAACUCGGGCGCUCAGUCGGUGCUGGCGUACGCCACCGUCAACGGCUCGCUGGUCGGCUGGGACCUUCGCUCCAACUCCAACGCCUGGACGCUCCGCCACGACCUGCGUCUGGGACUCAUCACCUCCUUCACCGUGGACAUGCACCAGUGCUGGCUCUGUUUAGGAACAAGCAGCGGCACCAUGGCCUGCUGGGAUAUGCGGUUCCAGCUGCCCAUUUCAAACCACUCCCACCCUGCUCGAGCACGAAUCAGACGGCUGCUCAUGCAUCCGCUCUACCAAUCAUCUGUCAUCGCAGCCGUCCAGGGGAAUAACGAAGUGUCGAUGUGGGACAUGGAGACCGGAGAUCGAAAGUUCACUCUGUGGGCGAGUUCAGCUCCUCCACUCUCUGAGAUGCAG
This is a messenger RNA of Paralichthys olivaceus (Japanese flounder), 1091 nucleotides long. Lineage: Eukaryota; Metazoa; Chordata; Actinopteri; Pleuronectiformes; Paralichthyidae. The record is from RefSeq and is a predicted model, not a curated record.